CAUAAAUAAAUUUUAUAAAAAUUACAUAAUCCCAAACACCCUGUCCAAUCCAAAAAAAAAAAAAAAAAAAAACUAGUAGGCGAUAGAAAAACGGACUAGUGACAAACAAAACGAAAAGGUUUCACCGGGAGACCGGAGUUGUGCUCUUUGUUUCACCGGCGACGAUCAAAGCAGAUCCAGUUCAUUUUACUUUCAGUACAUUCGCUCGGAUCUGGUCAGUAGACGUGAAGCUUCUAUCAAUUGUAUUUAAGCAUGAUUCAUUUUGUUCUCUUAUUAAGCCGACAAGGAAAAGUUAGGCUGACAAAGUGGUAUUCACCUUAUUCCCAGAAAGAACGAAGUAAGGUAAUACGAGAGCUUAGUGGGAUGAUUCUAACACGAGGACCCAAGCUUUGUAACUUUGUUGAAUGGAAGGGAUUCAAAGUUGUUUACAAGAGGUAUGCCAGCCUCUACUUUUGUAUGUGUAUUAACCAACAAGACAACGAACUGGAGAUCCUUGAAAUUAUUCAAUAUUUUGUCGAGACUCUUGAUCGUUACUUUGGAAGUGUUUGUGAGCUGGACUUGAUCUUCCAUUUCCAUAAGGCUUAUUAUAUACUGGAUGAGAUUUUAAUUGCUGGUGAACUUCAGGAGUCAAGCAAGAAGGCGAUUCACCGUAUUAUAGAUGCACAAGAUUUGCUAGUGGAUGAAGCUAAGGAAAGAGCAAAUAGCAUUAGUGCUAUAAUGGCAAGGUUACUCCUCUGUCUCUUUUCUUUCCCUCAAACGUCAACUCGUCCUCGCCGGCCGCCGCAGUCCGCAGCCGCAUCUCCAGCCUCCGAUUAUCCUUCUUCUCAUCUCGAAGUCUCGACUCUCAAAUUCCUUUUCUCGCGUCAUCGACUCUCGACUCUCGCACACAGACACUUGCGUCAACAGGUGUUCUGCUUCAUUCUCACAUCAGCUUCUUCUUUGGAAUUCACUCAGUGCAUCUUUCCAACUUCUGGUCCCUUGAAUCCAGGAGGAUUAAAAACCUGUCUGACAUUUAUGGCUACUGGCAAAGUCCGGACAAGUAGUUUCUCAAAGAACUUUUCAGCUGCACCUACCUCUUCUGUCCCUGGACUCAAGUAUGGACCAAAUGGAACAAUCUUUCUUUCAUCAGGCAUACCAGAUCUUGAUAAGAUUUUAGGUGGUGGAUUCCAUUUAGGAAGUCUGGUAAUGAUCAUGGAAGACACUGAAGCACCUCAUCAUAUGCUUUUGUUAAGGACUUUCAUGUCUCAGGGACUAGUACACAACCAACCUGUUCUUUAUGCAAGCCCAGUCAAAAACCCUAGAGCCUUUCUUGGAACCUUGCCAACUACUUUAAUCCCCAAAGAUGACAAAUCUCGUAACACUGAUGCAGAACAGAAGGAUUUGCGGAUUGCUUGGCAAUAUAAGAAGUACCUUGGGGAAAAUAAGCAACAUAACGAGGAGCGAGAUGGGAAAAUAGAGUAUUGCAAUGAAUUUGACCUAAGGAAGCCUAUAGAGAAGCAUUUGAUAAUGGGAAACCGUGUGGAGUGUUUUAGCCUUUUGGAUUGUUCAAAUCUUGCUGGAUUCCGUGAUAGUUGUUCAAAGUUCAUAUCUCAAUUUCCAAAGUAUGAUGGAAAUAUCACAAGUGCAGGAAGAAUUGCUAUCCAAUCAUUUUGUGCUCCACAAUGUGACUACUAUGACAAGGAAUGGGAUAUGCUUUCCUUCAUUAGAUCAUUAAAAAGCAUGGUUCGCUCCUCAAAUACAGUUGCUUUUCUAACCUUCCCACCUUCUCUUUUAUCACCAUCAAUGUCAAAAAGAUUGCAACAUUUGGCUGAUGCUUUAUUAUCCGUUAAAGCAAUUCCAGAUGAGGACAAGGAGCUUGCAACUCUCCUAACUGGUUACCAGGAUAUGCUUGGACUUCUAAGUAUACAUAAAGUUUCACGUUUCAACACACAGGUCCCUGUAAUUCUAGAUGCAACGACGUACUCCAUAAAGCUGCAAAAACGAAGAUCAUUGGUUUUAGAGUGUUUAAAUCAAGCGCCUGUCGAUGGCUCAAGUGGGAGUUCUUAUGGUGGUUACUAA
Molecule: messenger RNA, 2058 nt
Organism: Lactuca saligna
Lineage: Eukaryota; Viridiplantae; Streptophyta; Magnoliopsida; Asterales; Asteraceae
Source: the annotation of a GenBank genome assembly